AUGGUGGAGCCGGUGGGAUUUACUGAGGCGUGGAAAGCGCAAUUCCCCGAGUCCGACCCCCCCAAAAUGGAGCUGCGAUCCGUCGGCGGCAUUGAGCAGGAGCUGGAGAGGUGCAAGGCGUCCAUCCGGCGCCUGGAGCAGGAGGUGAACAAGGAGCGCUUCCGCAUGAUCUACCUGCAGACCCUCCUGGCGAAGGAGAGGAAGAGCUACGACAAGCAGCGGUGGGGCUUCAGGAAGACCCCGCUGAACGAGGGGAUGGACCCCGCCGCGGCCACGCAGGGCGCCGAGUGCCAGUCCCAGCAGCCGCACAUGCAGGAGACAGGUGGAGUUGGAGUAGGAGUGGUUGGCGGAGGGUAUGGUGUUGGUGGUGGUAGUGCGGAGAGGAUCCGUUAUCAGCCUCUUGGAGAUGGAGCUGGAAGGUCCAAACCCAGGCCUCCGCCGGCAAGGAAGUCGGCCUCCCACGGGGACGGCCUGGAGUCGGCCUUCGAGGUGCCCCAGCAGGCCGAGUCGAUGUCUUGCGACAACCUCGAUGGCCUCUCGCCGUCCAAGCAGAGAAGCGGCAUCUCCGUCACCGUCUCCCCCCGCAGGCUCAACGUUCCGCCCCCAGACAAGGACCUGCCCGUUGACCCCAAGGACAAGCUGGGGAUGGGACUUGGCGUGGCGGCUCUCAGGUCCAACUUUGAGAGGAUCAAACGGGCCAACUCUCACUCGGCGGGGGAUGUAGCGAAGGGCCAGGAGAAGCAGCAGCAGCAGCUGCCGCCACCGCCACCGUUCUACUCGAACAUGGAAUUCCACCACGAGAGGGGUCUGAUCAGGGUCAACGACCGCGACGUCUCUGACAAGAUCAGCUCCCUGGGCAGCCAGGCCAUGCAGAUGGAGCGAAAGAGAUCUCUUCACUCCCUCCCAGGUAACCUGGCAACAGUGGCAGGGGAGCUCCGCGCCAGGCCGGUGUACAGAGGCCGGUCCACUGAGAGCACUUGCGGCUAUGAUGCAGAAUAUGAAGACGGUGAACCCAACCAGCGACAUUCAGUGAGGGCCAACGGGGGCAAACCUCCACCGCCUCCUUGGCAGCCCUCCGAGUUCCAGGCUUACUCCAGCGUUUAUGUUGGCGGGGUGAUGAUGGGUGAAGGUGGCGGUGGAGACGGAAGAGGCGGUGGUGGAAGUGGUAGUAGUAGUGGAGUCACAAUGAGAGACCUUGGGGGAGGUGAUGACCACCUCCUGACCUGGCCACGCCGUUCCUACUCCCCAGGGAGCUUCGAGGAUGUCGGCGGAGGCGGCGGCGGCUACACGCCGGACUGCAGCUCCAACGAGAACCUGACGUCCAGCGAAGAGGACUUCUCCUCGGGCCAGUCCAGCCACGUCUCGCCCAGUCCCACCACGGCCUUCCGCCGGCCCUUCCGAGAGAAGAGCCGCUCGCCGUCCCAAAACUCCCAGAACUCCCAGCACUCCUUCGACAGCAGCAGCCCUCCGACGCCACAGUCCCAGAAGCGUCACCACCGGCAGCCGGGAGGCCACGUGGUCAUGUCUGAAGCCACUAUUGUGAGCGUUCGCAAGACCGGUCAAAUCUGGCCACCUGGCGCACAUCAUGACCUCUUGCCCCACGGUAGAACAUCCCACGACAACAGUUUCCAUGGAGACCACCUAGAUGGUCAUUUCACCGGGACCCCUCCCACGUACGGUUACGACGCAGACCGAGCAGAGGAGCAGCGGAGGCACCACGACAUCCUGCCCUACAUCGAUGACUCGCCGUCGUCUUCGCCGCACCUCAGCUCCAAGAGCCGCAGCAGUCGGGACACGCUCUCCUCUGGAUCACUGGAGUCCUCCAAGUCGACUGAAUGUGACCUGGAAAAAGGUUUGGAGAUGAGAAAGUGGGUCCUGUCUGGGAUCUUGGCCACCGAGGAAACAUACCUCAGUCACCUGGAGGCACUGCUGCUGCCCAUGAAGCCACUGAAGGCCGCGGCUACGACGUCGCAGCCCGUGCUCAGCGUGGCCCAGAUAGAAACCAUCUUCUUCAAAGUGCCUGAGCUCUACGAGAUCCACAGGGAGUUCUACGACGGACUUUUGCCCCGCGUCCAGCAGUGGAGCCACCACCAGAGAGUCGGGGACCUCUUCCAGAAACUGGCCAGCCAGCUUGGAGUUUACCGAGCAUUUGUGGACAACUACGAGCUGGCUGUGGAGACGGCGGAGAAGUGCUGCCAGGCUAACACGCAGUUUGCUGAAAUCUCUGAGAACCUGAAGGUGAGGAGUCCGAAGGACUCUAAGGACCAGACGGCCAAGAACUCUCUAGAAGCGUUGCUAUAUAAACCAGUGGACAGGGUGACUCGCAGCACGUUGGUACUUCAUGACUUGCUCAAACACACGCCGACCAGCCACCCGGACCACCCGCUUCUGCAGGACGCCUUGCGGAUCGCCCAGAACUUCCUGUCCAGCAUCAAUGAGGAGACGACGCCCCGACGCCAGUCUAUGACCGUCAAGAAGGGAGAGAGCCGUCAGCUUCUGAGGGACAGUUUCAUGGUGGAGCUGGUGGAGGGAGCGAGGAAGCUGCGGCACGUCUUCCUCUUCACUGAUCUGCUGCUCUGCGCUAAGCUGAAGAAGCAGAUCGGAGGUAAAAACCAACAGUACGACAGUAAGUGGUACAUCCCGCUGACUGAGCUGACCUUCCAGGGCCCCGAGGAGACCGAGCCCCUCACCAUCCCUCAGGUCCCUGACGAAGAGCUCGACGCCAUGAAGGUCAAGAUCUCACACCUCCGCAGUGAGAUUCAGAGAGAGAAGAGAGCAAACAAGGGUUCAAAAGUCAUCGACCGUCUCAGGAAGAAGCUGUCUGAACAGGAGUCUCUGCUCCUGUUAACGUCACCGAGCAUGCCCCUCAGAGUCUACAACAAGAACGGCAAGGGUUACAGUUUCCUGAAUUCGUCUGACUAUGAACGUGCAGAAUGGAGGGAGACGAUGAAGGAGCAGCAAAAGAAAUGUGUGAAAACGUCCUCCUUGACUUCCAUGGAGCUGCAAAUGUUGACCAACUCCUGCGUCAAACUGCAGACUGUCCACCACAUUCCACUUAGCAUCAACAAAGAAGAGGAUGAGUCCCCCGGUCUCCACGGGUUCCUGAAUGUAAUCGUCCACUCUGCCUCCGGCCUCAAACAGAGCUUGAAUCUCUACUGCACAUUGGAGGUGGAUUCCUUUGGCUUCUUUUCAAAUAAAGCCAAGACGAGAGUGUACCGAUACACCACUGAACCCAAAUGGAACGAGGAGUUUGAGAUUGAGCUGGAGGGCUCUCAGACCCUGAGGCUACUCUGCUACGAGAAGUGCUACAACAAGACCAAAACGAACAAAGAGGAUGGAGAGAGCACAGACCGCAUCAUGGGGAAAGGACAGAUCCCGCUUGACCCUCCGACCCUCCAAGGCAAAGACUGGCAGAGAACAGUUAUUCCCAUGAACGGGAUCGAGGUUAAACUUUCCAUGAAGUUCACCAGCCGGGAAUUCAGCCUGAAGAGGAUGCCCUCACGGAAACCCAUGGGCGUGUUCGGAGUCAAGAUCUCCACGGUGACAAAGCGAGAGCGCUCUAAGGUGCCCUACAUCGUCCGGCAGUGCCUAGAGGAGAUCGAGAGGAGGGGGAUGGAGGAGGUGGGCAUCUACCGGGUAUCAGGAGUGGCCACUGACAUUCAGGCCUUGAAGACCGCCUUUGACACCAAUCAUAAAGACGUGUCAGUGAUGAUGAGCGAGAUGGACGUCAACGCCAUCGCUGGCACCUUGAAGCUGUACUUCAGAGAGCUGCCAGAACCGCUCUUCACUGACGAUCUCUACCCCAAUUUUGCAGGCGGCAUCACCCUUUCUGAUAGUGUUGCCAAAGAGAGCUGUAUGUUGAACUUACUGCUGUCGCUGCCUGAACCCAACCUGGUUACAUUCCUUUUCCUUUUGGACCAUAUGAAGAGGGUGGCAGAGAAGGAAAGCAUCAACAAGAUGUCUCUCCACAACCUGGCGACGGUGUUCGGGCCCACCUUGCUGAGGCCUUCCGAGAAGGACAGCAAGAUCCCCGCUAACCCCACCCAGCCCAUCAGUAUGGGGGACAGCUGGUCCCUGGAAGUCAUGGCGCAGGUCCAAGUGUUGCUGUAUUUCCUCCAGCUGGAGACGAUCCCCACCCCGGACAGUAAACGACAGAGCAUCCUCUUCUCCACUGAAGUAUAGAGCUGACACUGACUCUGCCGAACCAUGAAGGAGUGAAAAAGAGACGGACCGUGGCUCAAAGUGAGCCUAUAAGUAGUAUGUUUUUGAAUUGACUGACCAGAUUGCAGCUGGAAAGGAUUGUCUCUGGCGAUGCCUGCUCUACCCCACCCCCCUCUCAAACACAAGAGGGCGCCUUUGGACCUCUGAAACUCGGAGGAUGCAAGGUCCUUGCCGUUCAUCAUAUCUCUCAUUACCUUGAUAUUUAGUGUGAUUCCUUUUACCCUUCAGUGAUGAUGUGGGUACAUCUGCCAUCUACAUUUCUCCACCCGUGCUCUCUGUUGGUCUCGACAAAUGUGGUUCAAAAAUCAGGAAGUUGUCAAAAUCAGUCCAUAAGAGAAUGAAAUGCAUCUUUCUUGAUUCUUGAAUUAGUUUGCCAACAAGUCAGACUUUCGAUGUUCCCUUUUGUUUGGGCAUUUGUUCUCUAUCUGUAUUUUUUUUUUUUGGACAAUCAUCGACUCAAGACUCCUGCACAAUAUGUUUAUCCAUCUCAAACAUUGCUUCACGUCCUGCUGAGGAAAACUCGAACCGUGUCUUAGAAAAUCUCAGCACACUGUUUCUGAGAAGACAAGAGGAGACUAAAGGAAGGAGUUAAAAAAAACAAACUACCACGAUACUGGCUUUCCAUCUUUGUGUCAGGAAGACCAACACCUGUAUGUUAAAGUGUUUACAACGUAAACAAACCCCGGUUGGAGUCAGAGACAAGCGCUUGGAGAGGGACUGUAAGAAAAAAAAGGAUUAGUAAUACACUGCAAUCUGACUGUCUGCGUUUUUUUCACGCCCAUAAAAGCAAAUUUCUUGUUUGUUUUUUGUGUUGUUUGUGUCUCAAGGUAGUCUUCAGCUUGAAUAUCCAGGAAGCAAUAUAUUUUCUAACAUAGGAACUGUCUGUGUUCAUAUCUUUGCGGACGAAAUGUCCUCCUUAUUGUAACAUAGGACAUCUUGCCAAAUUAAUAUGUUGUUCGUUUGUUUCUAGGAGAAAAGGAAGCCGUUGUAUUUACAGAUACCAUAUGUACAUAAUCUUAAAGUUGUAUUUUUUUUUUCUUUUCUUUUUGUUUGACAGUAUAAUCAUUGUUGCUAUUAUUGUAAUUUAUUUUGGGGGGCCUCGGGGGGGAGAAAUCGGUUUGUUUUUCUACGUGAACUUUUUUUUUUCUGUUUGAUUAAGAAAAUGGUAGGUCUUAGCCUUGACUUUGAGUCUUGCAGUAAAUAAGCAGGAUUUAGCCUUGUUCUUAUAGAAACUGUCCAGCCUAUCGAUGAUUCAUUUAGAUAUUAUUAUUAUUCUUAUUAUUAUUAUGAAGGUAACACACACAUUGUAGUUACAUACUGUAUGCUGCUGUGGAAAAGGCACAAGCUCUUUAACUGCUGGGUGUUCCUCGGCAGAGCGUCUCACAUCCAGAGACCGUCGCCUGUCUAGCGUAGACAUUAUGCAAUGUCAUAAUAGAGCACACACACACACACUCACACACACACACGUAUGACAUUGUCUCUUUUUGUACCAUUUAAUCUGUGGCUGCAGAAGUGCACUCACGCAAUGUUAGAAGAACUACUGUAUUACAAUUCAAGUGACCUGAGCACUCGGCAUUUAUGUCCGUUGAAGAGCUGGUUUUAAUGAAGGAAUAUUAUUUUUGUUUCAUCUUUUUUUUAUUUAUCUCAUGCAAAUGGCGAAAAUAUCCUGUUAGUUCUUUGUCCCUUUAACUGUUCUUCACACCUGAAGGUGUCCGUCCAACUCAAUGGCCAAUUUAAAGGAAGAUAUCUUGUUGAUUCUAAAAAAUUACAUAUCACUCAUUUUCAUUUCUGUGUCUUUGAUUUAACAUGCAGGCAUGUUUUAUUGUUUUUGUUUCUCCAUUAUUUUUUUUUUGCUGUCCUGUUCACAAAUGUGUCAUCAUAGACUUUGGGAUGUUUGGUAACUCGAGAGUUUCCUUUUCUGGCCUAUUAAAGGAUAGGUUCACAAAAAAUGUGAACCUAUCCUUUAAAGGGAUAUUUCAGGUGUUUUGAAGUGGGGUUGUAUGACGUACUUAUCCAUAGUCAGUGUCUCUACAGUUUCUACAGUA
Sebastes umbrosus (honeycomb rockfish) is the source of this 6266-nucleotide messenger RNA. It is a transcript of the gene bcr, whose product is annotated as BCR activator of RhoGEF and GTPase. The transcript has 23 exons. Bases 1 to 4182 code for a protein of 1393 amino acids. NCBI's taxonomy places the organism in Eukaryota, Metazoa, Chordata, Actinopteri, Perciformes, Sebastidae. Gene Ontology annotation, molecular function: guanyl-nucleotide exchange factor activity; GTPase activator activity; protein serine/threonine kinase activity. Gene Ontology annotation, cellular component: membrane. The record is from RefSeq and is a predicted model, not a curated record. Gene Ontology annotation, biological process: intracellular signal transduction; positive regulation of GTPase activity; protein phosphorylation.